UCUCCAAGCAACCGCCCAACGACGACAGUCGACUCAGCUGCUGGGGCUCCUUUUCUCAGUAGGCACUGGUUUCGGGCCGCGAAGACGACGACGGCGACGUGAUCAGUCGAUCAGUCUUCGUCGGUUGCUUGGACGGUUCGGAAGUGCGCUCUCCCAAACUCGCGGACAAAAAGCGUGGUCUGUCUUUUGCUUGGGGGCUGUGCAUCGCGAUCGCGCGACGUCGUUUUUGUUGUAUUUGUUCGAAAACAAGUUGCAUUGUUGGAUAAAACGGCGACACAAAACUACAUGCGUGAAAAAUUACAUAAUUUUAUAAAUGAUACUGGUGUGCUGUGCCGUGCUCUGGUGUACACCACUGAGAGGCUCUGUCGUUGACAUUGCUUGAAAGAAGUGCGAGGCAUCUUAUCAAUGAAAUCUGCGAUGAUUCAUUGAGCGAUAUAUUAGGCUGAAUACGGGUUUUAGUGAAUAUUUAGUGGAACUUUUACCAAGUGAUUAAUACAGUUUAGUGAAUUACAUUUCAAGGUGUGCAUUAGAGUGACACAAAGUUCAUUUCCCGUUCAAUGCAAGCAAUUAGCGGCUAAAACAAAGGAAAAGGCACCAAAAAAGUGUGUUUUUUCGUUGUCGAUGUAAUAAUACUUGAAGUGAAAGCAAGCAACAUGUGAAAGCAGAUACGCGUCUCUGUGCCUUCUACCGAUUCCACGAGCGAAGGAAAAAAAGUCGGUUGUUUACAAUUUGCGCCGGAGCUUUUAUUUACCCGUCGAAGCCAUUGGGAAAAAAAAGAAGAAAAAUUGCAUAGACCGAAAAGUGUGGCAACGAAGAGCAAGCCAAAUCACUGACAUUUCCCAACCGUGGGGCAGUGGAUGGAAACUGCACCAUCCAAGUAGGGGAUGAAAGUGAAGCUGCCACGCGUUUUAUAAAUGAAAGGCACCUCGUCCAGCCUACUAUUGAAGUCGAUCGAUUUGACCAGCCCAGCAGCAGCAGCAGUAGCAGGAGAAAAAGGAGGUGAAGGAGGAGGGAAAAAGCGCCGUAGCAGGCAUUGCAGUUUAUGUCCGUCCCCCGGUGUCCCCAGCGACCAAGUCCGCGUAAAUGAUGUUACUGGCAAAAGCUUUGCUGGUGUGCUGCUUUACGAUACUCGCCGAACUCAGCGUGAUUGAAGCUCUUCAAAGUAACGAAUUCAUCAAUGAUCUGCUGGAGGAGCGCCGGCAUUACGAAGCUGCUCAGAAAUCUAUCGCCGAGUGGAGAAGCGCACUUGCCAGAAACAGGAAGAAACGAGCCGACAAAGUCGUUUGCUAUGGAGAGCUGGGAUGUUUCGAGGAAACCGCAUACCUGGAAAUGCUUCCAUCGCCACCGGAGGAAAUAGACACGAAAUUUUUCGUGUAUUCUGCCAAGCACCGGAGUGAAAAACCUAUUCUGGAGUUUUUCUACGAUGAAAUCGCGAAAACCAAUAACGGCACGACACCUCCUCCACCGCCACCAACUCCACCACCACAAUCAACGCCAGCAUCGAAGGCAGCAAACAACAACGGAACUGCAACACCGGUUAAGCAUCGCUAUGCACCGCAGAAAAUCUUCGAAAAGUUCGGAAGCCUGGAGAACGUAACAGCGAGAGCCAUCAUUCAUGGAUUCGGAUCGAGCUGCACGCACGUCUGGGUCUAUGAGAUGCGAACGGCUCUAAUGGCAGUGGAAGAUUGCAUUGUUAUAUGCAUGGACUGGGAAAACGGUGCCACACUGCCGAACUACGUCCGAGCGGCGGCCAAUACACGUCUCGUCGGGCGGCAACUGGCGUAUCUAUUGAAGGGACUUGAAGAACACAAUAAACUUAACAUGUCUCGAGUUCAUUUGAUCGGUUUCAGUUUAGGUUCGCACGUAGCCGGAUUUGCCGGAAUGGAACUCAAAGGAUUGCAACGAAUUACCGGACUUGACCCUGCGGGGCCCCUGUUCGAGGCACAGCACCCACAUGCCCGACUUGAUGACACCGACGCCGGCUUUGUGGAUGUGAUCCACUCGAAUGGGGAAAACUUGAUUCUCGGUGGUUUGGGCUCAUGGCAGCCGAUGGGCAAAGUUGAUUUCUACCCGAAUGGCGGCCGUGUGCAACAUGGCUGUUCGAAUCUCUUUGUAGGCGCCGUAACCGACAUUAUCUGGGCUCCUCCAGCUUCGGUUGAAGGACGCUCUCUGUGCAACCAUCGAAGAGCGUAUAAAUUCUUCAUAGACUCGGUGGCACCCAAGUGCCUGUUUCCUGCAUUUCCCUGUGAUAACUACGAAAACUUCCUGAAAGGAGAAUGUUUCUCAUGUAGCCGAGUGGAGAACGGAACGGAAUCGUCCGUGUGCGGUAACAUGGGAUACUACGCGGAUCGAUCCAUUGGACGAGGUCAGCUGUACCUCAAGACGCGUGAAGAGGAACCCUUCUGUGCCCAUCAAUACAAGUUGGAAAUCCAGAGCUCACCCAAUGAGCUACCCUUGCGCACACUUGGACGAUUGGAGGUGGAACUGGAAAGUGACGGUGGUCUGACGGAGGUUUUCACCAUUACCGAAAAGGACGAUGCAGAAAUGUUCGCCGGUGAAAUGAUUUCGCAAAUCCUUGUACCCCAUCCGGCAUUGGGCUUCCCGAAAAACAUCACGCUAACCUACACCACUUACAAGGGGUGGCUCACUAGAGGAUUAUCAUCGUGGAGUAUCAACAAAGUUGUCCUAAGCGAUGGAUUUGGAAAGAGCUUUUCUCUGUGCAAGCAAAUGCACUUGGAUUCAAAUAGUCCGUUUCAUAUGACGCUUCUACCGGGGGAAUGCGAGGAUGAAGACGACUACGUUCACCAGCAAACGGACGAAGCCCACUCAACGGAUUCUCCAGAGGAGAGCGACGAAGGUGAUGACUAUGACGAUACAUCCAAGGGACAGAGCAACGAACGGAAUGAUGUCAACCCACAUGCUUAUUCUUCGCAUGGAUUCCGCGGUAAAGGACCCCACAUUGACUUCGACAAAAAUGUCGAUACCCAGCCGUGGCAACCGAUUGUUAUUGAUUUGCCACGAAGUUAUCGAAACACGGAUACAAAUAGUUCUUAUCCGGUGUACAUAACUCCGUCCACAACGAUUCCUACUACGACCACACAGGAGGCGAUUAGUGAGCCGAUUUUGAAACGAGUUCAACAUGAACCACGUAAGCUGCUGAACAAAAGUAACGAUCGCACCAACGACAAAAGAUCAAUUGAAACGCCCCCUAGCAAGGACCCGGCAGCUACACCACCACCACCACCGCCUCCUCCAACCACGGAAAGCAAACUGAUCACCGUGCAGCUGUUCCCCUACAGAUUUGCGAAUGUUUUUGAAAAAGCAGAACGAUAUGCAAGACUGACCUUAUUGCCAUUACUGACGGAACAAUUUCCCCAGUUUUUUAAAACCACCAAGCCACAUGAUGAUGACACCCUGCUGGAGAAUGUAGAAUUCAACGAAACGGAACCAAUCCCGAGUCCAACGAUAUACAAAACGAACCGAACAGAAAAAUCCGCCAUGGCCGACAAGCGGUCCGACUCUCAUGUCACAAAUGCCGGUGAAACAUACGGAGAGCAACGAAACUUCAACAGCGGAGACAAACUGGACAUCCUGCCGCCCAUUACUCGCAAAGCUUUCAUCAGCGAAGAUGCACUGUUCAGCAUGCACCGGAUAGAGGUGGAGUCCAGCACCAGAGUGGAGGAUUCCUCGCGGAGAAUCGACGACGAUGUUUCGGAGGAGGAAGUUAUUCGAAUCGACUUGCCAACGUUCAGACCGCCGAAGUCGAGGAUGAUGCCGCUGGUUGCUGAUCAACAGCAACCGAGGUUCAUCCCGCUGAACUACAGGGAGGAGGGAAGCAGCCAGGAGCAGCAAACGACAAGCAACGUGAUGGGUGAUAUCAAACCAAAUGAUAGCAAAAGCUGAGGGAGAGAGAAAUUGUGACAGUAUUUAAUAAUAUGUAAUUAUCGAUAAGAAUUAACGAAUUAAUUAUUAGCGAAAUUAUACGUACUUUAAAACGUUUGUUUCAA
Molecule: messenger RNA, 4007 nt
Organism: Aedes albopictus (Asian tiger mosquito)
Lineage: Eukaryota; Metazoa; Arthropoda; Insecta; Diptera; Culicidae
Exons: 9
Coding region: 1084-3903 (939 amino acids)
Biological process (GO): lipid catabolic process
Molecular function (GO): lipase activity
Source: RefSeq, a predicted model, not a curated record